Messenger RNA from Kwoniella shivajii, 1989 nucleotides. RefSeq lists its product as uncharacterized. Gene Ontology annotation, molecular function: poly(A) RNA polymerase activity; RNA binding. The record is from RefSeq and is a predicted model, not a curated record. The transcript has 16 exons. The coding region runs from base 1 to 1989 and encodes 662 amino acids. Lineage: Eukaryota; Fungi; Basidiomycota; Tremellomycetes; Tremellales; Cryptococcaceae. Gene Ontology annotation, cellular component: nucleus.
AUGUCAGGACAACAAGAAAUCAAGUUUUUAGGUGUCACACCUCCUAUAUCGACUGAUUCACCUAAAGAAGGAGACGUGAGGUCCAGUGAGGCUCUUAUGUCAGAUUUGGUGUCGCUGAAUCAGUUUGAGUCAGAGCAAGAACGUAAAGUGAGAGAACGACUAUUAUCAAACAUUGCGCAAUUGGUAACCAAAUUCGUACAUGAUGUAUCUAUAAAAUGUGGAAUGUCAGAAAAAGUAGCUUCAGAAGCUGGUGGAAGGAUAUAUACUUCAGGUUCAUAUAGACUUGGUGUACAUGGACCUGGAUCAGAUAUAGAUACAAUAUGCGUUUGUCCAAGACAUAUAUAUAAAGAGCAUUUCUUCGGAGAAUUUCAAGAUAUGUUAAGAGCUUGGCCUGCUGUAACUGAAAUAUCUGCUGUACCGUCAGCGUUUGUGCCUGUGAUGAAGACAGUUAUAUCAGGUGUAGAAGUCGAUUUGCUGUUCGCAAGAGUCAAUUUGGCAGAAGCUGGAGAUAAAUUGGAUAUAGAAAAAGACGAAAUUCUGAGAGGUGUAGAUGAUGCUUCUCAACGAAGUUUGAACGGACCUCGAGUUACAGACAUGAUCUUGAAUCUCGUUCCCGAUGUAGCUACUUUCCGCACGGCAUUGCGGACAAUCAGAAUGUGGGCCAAACGACGAGGAAUCUACUCCAACGUUCUUGGUUUCCCCGGUGGUGUAGCAUGGGCUCUCUUAACUGCUAGAAUAUGCCAACUAUACCCCACUGCAGCACCGGCGACUAUUGUUGGAAAAUUCUUUCCUAUCUACUAUCAAUGGGGCUGGCCACAACCUGUCAUUCUGAAGAAGAUAGAAACUGGUCCACCCAAUAUGCAGCAUUCGGUAUGGAACCCGAAGCUUGAUAAGAGAGAUAUGCUUCAUAGAAUGCCGGUGAUUACUCCUGCUUAUCCUUCGAUGUGCUCGACACAUAACAUUACAGCAAGUACAAUGAGUAUAAUCAAGAAGGAAAUGUUGAGGGCCAUGCAAAUAACCGAUGAGAUACUCAAGAAUCCGGGAACUUCAUGGAUGGGAUUGUUUGAGAAGGCAGACUUCUUUAGUAUGUACAAGACGUAUGUUCACGUGGUUGCGUCAGCAUCUACACCGGAUGGAAUCAAAGAUUGGAGUGGAAUGGUAGAAUCAAGAAUAAGAACACUAGUACAAGAUUUAGAAAAUACAGAUAAUAUCCUAACCGCCCAUCCUCAAGUCGGAGGCAUAUCAACAUUGUAUUAUUGCUUAACAGAGGAAGAACAAGCUGCGGCAUCUCAAGGAGAAGUCACCCCAGAAUUAUUAAGCAGAAAGGAGUCAGACAUAGAAGGAAAGGAAGGCGCUAGGAAGAUUUGGACAAAGAAUUUCUUUAUUGGUCUGGAGAUCGAAAAGAGACCUAAAGAUGGACAAGGAUCAAGAGUACUCAAUCUCUUCUACCCCUCGAAACGAUUUUGUUCGGCUUGUCAAAAUUGGGACAAAUAUAACGAGAUGGAAAUGAGUGUGAUUCUCAGGCCUGCUAAGAGAUCGGACCUUCCACCGUAUUGUUUUCCUGACGGAAAUCCAAAGGCAAAGAAGAAGACCAAGCGAACACAACAGAAUGGCUCCACCGACAUCGGUAUGGGCGAUGCGACUGAGGAAUCUGGUCAAGGACCUCCAAAGCGCACCAAAGCCACACCCUCAGACCAACCAUCUCAACUCCCCUUGUUAACACCGUCGGAAAUCCCCAACUUGGUUCCAUCAAGUUUACCCAAUGGUGUACCAAUACACAACGCAGCAGACCCCGUCCCACUGCCUAUAUCAUCUACUAGCAAAGUGCAAGAUAUCGAUAUUCAACCGCCACCUGGAAUAGAAGGUUUGCCACCAUUAUCUUCUACCGCAUUGAGCGGUUUCGCUACCGCCGCGAAUGGGGUGACGGACCAUUCUGGUAAAAACACGGAAGGUUUAGUGGUUUUAAAUGGUGCUCAGGCUGCUAUAUAG